Molecule: messenger RNA, 1458 nt
Organism: Truncatella angustata
Lineage: Eukaryota; Fungi; Ascomycota; Sordariomycetes; Amphisphaeriales; Sporocadaceae
Product: Aldehyde/histidinol dehydrogenase
Exons: 5
Coding region: 1-1458 (485 amino acids)
Biological process (GO): aldehyde metabolic process
Cellular component (GO): cytoplasm
Molecular function (GO): aldehyde dehydrogenase (NAD+) activity
Source: RefSeq, a predicted model, not a curated record
AUGAAUCCUACCGCAAAGCUCUAUCAAACCGUCAAUGCGGCGUGGAGGGAGGGACGGCUCGAGAAUAUUCUUGAGCGCAAAAAGGAGUUGGCAUCUCUGCAUGCCGAAAUCAAGACCUUGAAAUCUAAGUUGGUAACAGCCAUAAACAAAGAUCUAGGUGUCUCCGAACCGAGUAUCAAUGAAGAAAUCCGACUCAUCUUAGAGGUUUUGAAAAAGCUCUAUGAUGAUCUGGAUUUUCCCGGACAGCUCGCCAACGAGAAGGCCUUGGCAAGAGGGAAGAGUCUAGAGCAGAAUCUCGUUCCCGUCGGGCCAACUUUGAUCGACCCAUGCCCACAAUUCCCUCUGUCGAGCACGCUGCUUCCACUAGCAGCAGCAGUUGCAGCUGGAAGUGCUGUAGUUAUAUUGGCACUCAGUCAAACUCCUGCCACUUUCGCUAUAAUCCGAGAGAUGGUUCUUGCGACACUCGACAGAGAAGCGAUCGCUAUCACGGAUGGUGACUCAUCCGAUGUGCGCAAAGAGCUGGGCGAGAAGAGAUUUGCAGUAGCAGUACUCCAAAACCACAGUGAAAAGCAGGAUUUGCUUAGAAGACUACAAAAGGUGAAUACCACAGUACGGAUCCUUUCGCCAUCAUCAGGGAUACCCGCAGUCUUCGUGGAACGAGGUGUAAAAAGCUUGACUGCCGUGGCAGACCACAUCCUCACAUCGAUCCUAAACAACCCACGACCUAGCACCUUCAGAACACCACGCAUAGUGCUUGUCGAAGAAAGUCGAACUAACAUGCUUGCGACUUUACUCACAAAAGCUCACAACGGUGCAGCUGAGUCGGUGACCUCUAGUCCUCACGCAGAAGAGCUCCAGGGUCUCCUUCAAGGGAAAACUAUUACUUCGUCUGAUCUUUUGCCAGCAAUAAUCCAACUGAACUCGAGCCAAAUCGACGCAAGUGAGAUACAGAAAAUUGCAAGACAUGUCACAACUCAGCAAAGAGGCGUUGUUCUGUGUCCUAUUCGUAGUUUAGAUCACGGAAUCGAUCUCAUGAACAAGGUUAACACCGAAGAUAUCUCACAAGCACACUAUGUUUUCGGUGACGGGAAAGUCCCAUUUUAUGUUGGCGCUUUUACCAACGCUCAUCAAGUCUUCGUCAAUCAGAUACCAAUGAGAUCUUCAAUGAUUGUUUGUUCCGACUCUACGACCAGCUCCUACGACCUUCCAUAUUCGAGGGAGGACUUUUCCAUCAACAAGCCCUAUCUGCAAGUACCUUUGAGAUCGCCGUUGGAAGAAGACAUUUCUCGUUCGAUCUUGUCGCAUAGACUCGCUCUGGGCAAGAUUCAUCAGCCGAAAGGAGGAAAUAUGUCCUUCUUCGAAAAAGGCUUGAUUUAUGGUCUACUCACCAGCUUGGUUGCUCUGUCUGGGGUAUCCUACGGCCUUGUACGAGGCUUUCGAUAUUUAUCAAACAUUUGA